Molecule: messenger RNA, 921 nt
Organism: Solanum tuberosum (potato)
Lineage: Eukaryota; Viridiplantae; Streptophyta; Magnoliopsida; Solanales; Solanaceae
Product: homogentisate geranylgeranyltransferase-like
Exons: 11
Coding region: 1-921 (306 amino acids)
Cellular component (GO): membrane
Molecular function (GO): prenyltransferase activity
Source: RefSeq, a predicted model, not a curated record
AUGGAUGGUUUAUGGAGGACGCAACUCAAUGCAUUCUAUCAAUUUUCUCGCCCACACACUAUAUUUGGAACUAUCAUAGGGAUUACUUCAGUCUCUAUUCUACCAAUUAAAUCCUUAGCAGAUAUUUCUCCCACAUUUUUUCUGGGACUAUUAAAGGCAUUAAUUCCAUCACUGUUAAUGAACGUUUAUGUGGUUGGGUUAAAUCAACUGUUUGAUGUCGAAAUAGACAAGGUGAACAAACCAAGUCUGCCACUGGCUUCUGGAGAAAUUUCAAUGAAACGAGGCAUCACAAUAGUUAUCACCUCCCUACUCAUGAGUUUUUGUAUGGGAAUUAAGUUUCAAUCUCCACCAUUGUUAGCUGCUCUCAUUGUUAGCUUUCUUCUUGGAAGUGCAUAUUCUAUAGAGUUACCUUUUCUUAGAUGGAAAAGAAAUGCAUCCCUGGCUGCAAUAUGCAUCAUGGUUGUGAGGGCUAUCAUUGUUCAGUUUGCUUUUUUUGCACAUAUACAGAAAUAUGUGCUGGUGAGGCCUAUUCUCUAUACAAGAUCUCUGUUUUUUGCUGUCACAUUUAUGUGCAUCUUCACUGCUGUCAUUGCCCUGUUUAAGGAUAUUCCUGAUGUCAACGGUGAUAGAAAUUUUGGCAUCCAAUCUUUCAGUGUCAGCCUUGGACAAGAACGAGUGUUUUGGUUAUGUAUAAGCAUGCUUGUAGCUGCAUAUGCAGCUGCUAUGGUGAUUGGAGCUACUACUACUACUACUCUUUCCAACAAAGUUGUUACUGUUUUGGGGCAUUUAUUACUUGCUUGUUUUUUAUUAUUUAAAGCUCAAUCGGUCGAUAUAUCAAGUCAAGUAUCAAUAACUUCUUUUUAUAUGUUUAUAUGGAAGCUUUUCUAUGCGGAAUACCUUCUGAUUCCCUUUGUUCGUUAA